Messenger RNA from Harmonia axyridis, 870 nucleotides. RefSeq names its product STING ER exit protein. Lineage: Eukaryota; Metazoa; Arthropoda; Insecta; Coleoptera; Coccinellidae. The record is from RefSeq and is a predicted model, not a curated record. The transcript has 3 exons. Bases 143 to 790 code for a protein of 215 amino acids.
AUAAACAUAACCAAAUUGGAUAGGAUUUGUCAUCUGGUUUACUUUUGUUUUGGGAAAAUUGAAUACUAAAUACAGAUAUUUCCGGUAUUGGUAGUACUGCUACACAAAUUCAAUAAUAACCUAUUAAGUAGGAAAUGAUAAGAUGCCCAAAGUUGUGUCCAGGAGCAUAGCUUGUUCAGAUACAAAAGAUCAAGAGGAAUAUGGAGACGAAAAACCUCUACAUAUUUAUUAUUGCCUAUGUGGACAGAUGACUCUAAUUUUAGAUUGUUCCAUUGAAAAAUUACCUUUACGUAAAAGAGAUGGGGCAAGAGUGUUGGAUGGAACAAAUCAUGCUCAUAAAAUGACUUGUGAUCCAGAUGAGACUGUAUAUCUGAAAAGGCCUCAAGGUAUAGAACGACAAUAUCAACUGAAGUGUAAAAAAUGUUCGCUUCUUCUUUAUUACAAACAUGAACCAGAAAGUCCAGUAAGUUUCAUUGUGAAAGGGUCACUCAUCACAUCGACUAAAGAAGGACCAAUCACGGAUAUUUACAAUCAAGUAGCAAUUGAACAGCCAAAGAAAAUCAUGGUAACAAAACACACAAAAAAUAUGGGUAAAUUCAGUUCUGUUACAGUUUCUACAAUAGAUGAAGAGGAGGAUGAAAUCGAAGCAAGAGAAGUUGCUGAUAGUUAUGCAAAUAAUGCAAGAAUUAUUGAGAAACAACUUGAAAGAAAAGGAAUGAACAAGAGAAAGUUAGAACCAAACAAAGUACAAGAUGUGAAGAAAAUAAGAGGAACUCUAAUAGAUAAAUGAUGAUCAAUAUAUUUUGUUGUUCUAAAUAAAUCGAAGAUUAUUAAUAAUAAAGAAUUUAUGAAUUAAAAAAUAAAAACAUU